This is a messenger RNA of Aspergillus piperis CBS 112811, 2080 nucleotides long. Its product is annotated as arylsulfotransferase. The record is from RefSeq and is a predicted model, not a curated record. The coding region runs from base 80 to 2020 and encodes 646 amino acids. The transcript has 2 exons. NCBI's taxonomy places the organism in Eukaryota, Fungi, Ascomycota, Eurotiomycetes, Eurotiales, Aspergillaceae.
CUCAACCUCAUAUUUUCCUUCCGGCAAUGUCGCUGGAGCUGAACUCCUGCCGCCUGUCACAUCUUGUGUCGGGUUAACGAUGAUUCCUCCCCUUGUUUGGGCGUGCAUUGCCGCCUUCGCUCGGACAGCCCGCGGAGAUUAUGUAUCCACCAACUACCAAGAGUACAAUGACGGAGCGCUAGGACACCGUCCUCACUUGGAGUUUCACUCCAGCUCCGAAUAUGCACCCCUUCUACAGGUCAACAUAUGGGACCAGAGUGCCAUCUCUGAGAAAGGAUCCCAUAUAUUCAUCAAACAUGAUGGUAACGACUCCUCGCCACUCUCAUCGCCGCUCAUCUUGGAUGCCAACGACUUGAGUGCCGUCUACAUGAACCGGACCUUUAAGAAUGUGUUCGGUACCCGUGUGCAAGACAAUUUCGGCAAGAAGUAUUUGACUUUUUGGGAAGGUGAGAAAGGCGAUGGUAUAGGUGACGGCUAUGGGCUCGCCUACGACGACACCUACCGCUUGGUCUAUAAAAUAUGGGCACGAAACAUCAAAGUUCACAGCGACCUCCACGAAUUUGCAUUUACUGGGAACGGAACGGCUUUGGUCACAGGCGUCAACGCCAUCAACGCCCAUUCAUCAGAUUUCUUAGACAAAGGCUGGAUAACGCCCCCCAGAUUCGAGGUCCUGGAUUCCAUUUUCCAAGAGAUCGACCUUGAGACUAAUGAGGUGCUGUUCGACUGGCGGGCUCUUGAUCACAUUAACCCCAUGGACUCCUACGAGCCUAUGGGCAGAGGUUGGGAUGCGUAUCACAUGAACAGCAUUCAGAAGACCAAAGCAGGUAACUAUCUUAUCUCCAUCCGCCACCUGCACGCCGUCUACCUCAUCGACGGAAAAACGGGCGACAUCAUAUGGACCAUGGGCGGCAAACGCAACGAUUUCAAAGAGCUGCCCCGUGCCAAAGAAGCCGAGUCAGCCGCACCCCUGCUGUCAAUGCAGUGGCAGCAUCAUGCUCGCUUUGUCGAGGGAACCGACGAAACCCAAAUGACCUUAUUUGACAACCAUGUCAAGAUCACCUCUCACGGCGUCUGCGACACCGAUUGCUCGCGCGGCUUGCACAUCGCUAUCAACGACACUGCUUCACCCCCGACCGUCCAACUCCUACGCGAAUUCCAUCACCCAUCCCACCUUCAAGCUCAGAGCCAAGGCAGCAUGCAGCCCCUUUCGCCCUCUGCUGAUGAUCUGGGCAACGUAUUUAUUGGCUGGGGCCGGUGUCCCACGUUUACAGAGCACAACUCAUCGGGUGAGACAGUCAUGGACGUGCAGUUUUCGCCGUGGCACAGUGACAACAUCCCCGAUGCGCUAGACAACUACCGCGCCUAUAAGAUGGACUGGUCAGCUACACCCUGGUGGGACCCUGCCAUCGCACCACGGAAAAAUGAGAACGGCGAAUUGGUCAUGUACGUUAGCUGGAACGGAGCGACCGAGGUGGCAAACUGGGUUAUCCGGGGAGCAGCCAGCGACGAUGUCGACGAAGAGGGCGAAAUAAUAGCCGCAUCACGCCGGACAGGCUUUGAAACCAAGUUGACAGUUGGCGAGACCGAUUGGCGCUACAUCUGGGCCGAAGCCUUGGACAAUCAGGGAAAUGUCCUUCGAUGGUCUGAAGUCGUGGACCUUGACACAGCGGAACUAUCAGUUGCUCAUGACGCCUACGAUGAGCCCGAUUCCACCUUCAUCCCUUCGGAGGAGACCCCCUCUGGAUUGUCGAUAAAUACAGUGGUAUUCUUGGCGAGCGGGUUGACCGUUGUUGUGCUGGUGACGAUUGGAGCGGGAGUUAUGUGGUGGCGCAGGCGCAAGGUGUAUAAUAGCCUGGAAGCAGAGGACUUUGAUCUUGCUUCGGAUGACGGCUUUGAUGAGCAUGAUGACUAUGACGAGGAGGCCGGUGAUAAGGAUGCUGAUGUUGAUCAUCACUCCAGAGAUGAGGACCGCCGCGCUCUGAUUCCCAAGACAGAGCAGAGGAACAUGAGUAGCGUGUAGGCUAUCACCUACUUUAUAUUGUAAAUAGAUUCAUAAUCGACCUUCUACUUGUAUUUCGAG